Messenger RNA from Lecanosticta acicola, 489 nucleotides. Lineage: Eukaryota; Fungi; Ascomycota; Dothideomycetes; Mycosphaerellales; Mycosphaerellaceae. The record is from the annotation of a GenBank genome assembly.
AUGACACGCGCGCAACAAACCCUCUCCAUAGGCCUCCUGGUCGCUUCCGUACGCCCCCAACAAUCCAAAUCCCAAACCAGAUCCCAAUCCAGAUCCAAACCACAAAAAGCUAACGUUUAGACAACCAAAGCUCUACACAAUCCUCCUCCUCGGCCUCGUGCCCUUCCCGGCGAAAAUCCAACAGGAAGUCAUCCCCGUCGUGAGUCAUUCCCUUCCCUCCCUAUCUCCCUCCCAUACCCCCCUCCCUCCUUCCUCCCUUUCUUUCGCUUCCAAAUCAAUUACAGAAUCUCACUCGCUGACGCUUCCAAUUCUCUUGCCUUUUUAUAGCUCCCCCUCUGGGCCCUCGUCUCCUUCGGCUCCUUCCUCCUCUUCAAGCUCGGCUACGGCGUGCUGACCUUCAACGAUGUCCCCGAGGCGCAUGAGGAAUUGCAAGCACAGAUUCAACAGGCGCGAGCGGAUCUGAAGAAGAGGGGUGUGGAAGUGGACUGA